ACCACCUCAGCCUGAAGCAAACUUUCUUAAUACAGGAAACACAAAUGAUUUAAAAGAGAAGAUAGAUGUAUGGUAUUUAACUGCAUGCAAAUGUCAAUUUUCCUUAUGGAAAGAAAACAAAGUCAAGAGACAAACAACAAAUUGGAAGGAAAUACAUGUUUUUAAAAAAUGGCGGCCAGGUUAAUAUCUCUAAUAUAGAGAAAGCUCCUAAAAAUUGAUUUAAAAAAAAAUGCAAAAACUAUGAACAGACAAUUCAUAGAAGAGGAAAUACUAAUGGCCAAUAAACAUAAGAAGAGCUCUUCACCCUCAAUAGUCAUGGAAACGCAAAAUAAAACAUCAGCGAGAUGUUUUUUUCAUCCCUCAGACUGGCAAAAACUUAAAAGAUCGCUAAUAUCCAGUGCUGGGAAGCCCGUGGAGAAAUGUACAUUAUCAAGCAUUCUUGUUGAACGUCUUAAUCUCAAACAUCUUUUUAGAGAGCAAUCUGAUAACACGCAGUAGAAAAAAAAUUUUAAUGUUCAUAUUCUUUGAACUGACAAUCCAAUUAACUUAGAAAAAAAAAAUCUGCAAAGACAACCCUUAGCUUCUCAGUCUCCUCUCUCCAGUACACCCCACUGGAUUCGGCAUCUGGCUUCCCAGCCAGCUAGAUUCUCACACCCAAGCCCUCCUCCAUCUCCAUCAGACCCCGGCCAGCCGAAGGAGGUGCCUGGAACAGGGAGGCGGCCUUGGAGCCCCGGAAGGCCUUGUCCAGGAUCCCCCCUGUGCUUUCAGGAAAGUGAGGCCAAGGACAUCGGCAGAGCCGGCAUUUGCCUCGAUUUCCUAGAGCUGCUGACAACGUGUGGGACGUCGAUGGCACCUGGCAGAGGCUGCUUUGCUCUGGCUGUUCUGCUGGUAAUCGCUGACAUCCAGCUUGGUGGAUGCAUGAACAUCAGCAGCUCAGUUUCCCAGGAAGGAGAGAGACUAAGCAUAAUCUGUACCGUGUGGCAUAAGGAAGGAGAGGCAGAGGGGGUUGUCGUGUUUUUGUGCAAGAACAGGACUCAGGACUGCUCCCCUGAGACCAGCUUGGAGCAGCUGAGACUGAAACGGUAUCGUGGGCCAGAUGGCGGCAGCGAACGGUCAUCGCAGUUGGUGUUCACCAUAGACCGAGCCAUGCCGUCCAACAGUGGCAUCUACCAGUGUUGUGCCAGAAGCCAGAAGUCAGACAUCCACCUUCAAGGCCAUUUUUUCUCCCUUUCGGUCACAGGUGAGCUCCCAAUAUCCCUAAUGGCACCAGGUGGGACGUCAGCAGGUGGACAGCUGGAGACCAGUGGUUGUCUCAGGCCCUGGGUGGGCAGCUCCUCAGGGACAUGUGUUCCCCGUGACUCGGUCCUGGCCCACCGUUCCCACCGGCAGACGCUGCGUCCCGUGAAGCACAUAGACGAGGGCCAUCUCAUGUUGUCUUGAAUUUUAAAAAAUCGUACUGAGGUAGCCAUCCCACUUUUUGUUGACACUGAGACUGAGUCACAAGGAGGUGAAGCACCUUGUCUGAUGCCACUCACUGACCAGGGCCGGUACAAGCAGAAAGGUCUGGAAUUUCGUCCUCCCCACUCCCAGUUCGGCCCUCUCUCAGGGAUGUGGCUGUUUCUAAACAGAUGGAUGGACUUGAGAUAAAUCAGACAGUUGUUUUCAAGAGCAUUUAGUUAUAAGAAAGGGAAACCCAUUCAAGCUGCCGUAGAUUAAAGGGGCAAAAUAGUAAGGCAAGUAUAGCCGGUGUCCAGGAGUUUGUUUCUAGAAUCAGAAAGCAGGAAGCCAACAGAACCCCAAACUGUUAUUGUCUCCAUCUCUGGGGCAGCAGAGCCUCUGCGUAUCUCCUUCAUUUUGUGUGUGCUCCCGUGUUCUGUCACUAUUGUGGACAGCCUGCCUACACAUGGCCACCCCAGCCUCAACUUUACAUCCUCAUAUACCCAGAGUGACUCUCCAUGUUUUUAUAUGCCCAGACAAUGCAGCAAGCCUUCAAAAUUAAAAAUUAUGUUCUACUUAGAAUUCUGUGCCCAAACUACCAACCACACGUGAGGAAAGGCAUGGAAUAAUUCAAAACAAAUUUUGUCUUCCAUGUAAUCUUUCUUAAGAAGCUACCAAAGGAUGUGCUUCAGUAAAACUAGGAAGUGAAUCAGUAGAGCAGACAAAUGGAAUUCAGGAGACAAGGAAUCUAACAGAGGAAAGGGGAUAAGGAAAUUCUAGAAUGAAAAGGGGCCAAAAAGAGCAAUUAGUCUAGAAGGCGGCAAGAGAAAGAGGGCUCUGGAAGGAAAAUCUCUAGGGGUAAAAAUGGAAUUGAUAGAUCUUUUUGAUAAAGGACUGAAGAUAUGGAUAUGGAAAACUCUGCCGGUCUAAAAAAAUGUCAAGUGAUCAUUAUCUGCAGGGAAAAUGCUAAAUUUUACCAAAGGGAACAUAAUCAUAGCACGCAACGUGACUCUGUAAUAAGUAACAUUUACAGAAUCCAAAGUCUAAAAUUUGUCAUAAUGGUUUUUGAAAGACGCAGAGAAGGGAAGUAGCUAGAGGUUUAUGGAAUCACAUCCUCAUCUUCUAUAGCAGAAAGUCAAUCAAUGUCUAUACUUUCUCAUCAAGGAGUGGUGACAUGAGCAUAUUAUUUAGGAAUAUGGUGAAACAUCUCAAAGAACUGACAGCGAUCGUCUCUGGGGAAUAAGCCGAGGAAGAUAAAAGGAUACUGCUGUAAUCCGUUAUCAACUUUAAAAUACUAUCGUAUUUUUUAAGAAAAAUAGAUUACACACAGAGACCCCAAAGAUAAAAACUUGGCCCAGAGCCUUUCCUCAUCUCCUACGGUUGGUAGUUAAUCCACAUUCUCAGCUUCGCUUUAGGUUACUUACUUUCUUCCAUGCUCCCAGGUACGUCUCCCAUAUGACCUAGUAUGGCGCUGGGCACUUCCGCUCUCACCAUGAUCAAACUCCCAUCUUCUCUACUGGCUUCUGUGACUGUGCUCCCCACCGGCUUUUCUACCUUUCUGCUGUUCUUUUCUCUCCUUCUCUGCCUCCGUUUCCUCCACCCAUCUCUCAACGCAUGAGAAUUCAUUUCCAAAGAAUCACUCCUCGCCCCUCCGUCCUCUCUCUACUCUCUCCCUAGUUCUCACUCUUAGGAUUUAAACCUGUCCACCCUUGCACCUGACCCACAAAUCAACUUCUCCAGCUCUAACCUCUUUCCUAAGUUGCAGUUAAACAUUUCCCCUGAUAACUGGACUCCCAGCUCCCGAAUGCCCUACUGAUGCCGCAGACUCAAAUUCAUCCUCCUGAGACUGGACUUCUAUCCACGAUUUAGUCAGAACCAUGGUUCCUCCUUUAUUCUCUUCCCCCAACCAGUUAAGUUGCUAAGUACGGCUAGUUCUUUCCAACAUUCGUCCCUUUCUUUCCAAAGGUGUUCUCCAGGUCAUCGUCUCGCACUUAACACGUUUCAAUGGUCUCCUAACUGGCCAGCCCCACUUGAGACCCAACUGCAUCUUACUCGUUUUCGUGUCUCCCACAUCUACCUCAGGGCCUGGCACUGAGGUGUUGCCUAGUAACGGCCCGCCGACUCUAAACAUCUUUCUAAAAUGUUAAUUUGUACAUUUAUCCUGGCACUAAGGGUUUUAUAAAAUUUCUAUUUAAUACUCUUUCAUUCAUCUCACGAAUUUGUAUUGUGCAUCCCAAGCACAAAUGCUAAGCCUUGGAGGACAGGAAGGGGGUACAAGGCUCUCGCUCUUAUAAUCUACUAUUCCCAUUCUCCUACUAUUUCUGCUUGUGAUGCUUCUCCCUGAGACGCAAUGCCUUUCUCGUUCUCACCGUAUUUAUGUAUUAGAGCCAACACGUAUGCUCACCAAAUGUGGAAAUAAGAUUCCUUUUGGAAGAUGAAACUAAUAAGGCCAGACAGGUAACAGUAUUAAAAAACGACAUGCUAAGUGAUCUAUUACUUCAUUUAAUCUUCAUGGCCUUUUGAGAAAGGUACUAUUCUUGUCAUGUGACGACUUGGGCUCAAAGGUAAUUUGUGUUAAGGUCACUCAGCUUGUGCGUGGUGGAUAAGAAACCAGAUCUAUUCCAAAGCCCAGAUUUUAACUUGGCCUGAACUGCUCGAGCCACUCCAGAAGAUGGUUUUCAAAUGAG
Pteropus alecto (black flying fox) is the source of this 4124-nucleotide messenger RNA. It is a transcript of the gene CD160, whose product is annotated as CD160 molecule. Gene Ontology annotation, cellular component: plasma membrane. Gene Ontology annotation, molecular function: transmembrane signaling receptor activity. Lineage: Eukaryota; Metazoa; Chordata; Mammalia; Chiroptera; Pteropodidae. The coding region runs from base 847 to 1440 and encodes 197 amino acids. Gene Ontology annotation, biological process: regulation of adaptive immune response. The transcript is spliced from 2 exons. The record is from RefSeq and is a predicted model, not a curated record.